Molecule: messenger RNA, 7142 nt
Organism: Catharus ustulatus (Swainson's thrush)
Lineage: Eukaryota; Metazoa; Chordata; Aves; Passeriformes; Turdidae
Gene: GRIN2B
Product: glutamate ionotropic receptor NMDA type subunit 2B
Exons: 13
Coding region: 102-4613 (1503 amino acids)
Biological process (GO): monoatomic ion transport; long-term synaptic potentiation; synaptic transmission, glutamatergic
Cellular component (GO): postsynaptic density membrane; NMDA selective glutamate receptor complex; postsynaptic membrane
Molecular function (GO): transmitter-gated monoatomic ion channel activity involved in regulation of postsynaptic membrane potential; NMDA glutamate receptor activity
Source: RefSeq, a predicted model, not a curated record
AAGCAAGAAGAGAAGACUGGACAUUCCCAACAUGCUCUCUCCCUUGAUCUGUCCGUCUAGAGGUUCUGCUUCUACAAACCAAGGGAGUGUAAGAGCCGAAGAUGAGGCCCAGGGUGGAGUGCUACUCUCCAAGGUUUUGGCUGGUGCUGGCAGUCCUCGCAACAACAGGGAGCGGGGCUCAUGCCCAGAAAAGCCACCCGAGCAUUGGCAUUGCAGUCAUCCUGGUGGGGACCUCCGACGAAGUGGCCAUCAAAGAUGCCCACGAGAAAGAUGACUUCCACCACCUGUCAGUGGUGCCUCGGGUGGAGCUGGUGGCCAUGAAUGAGACAGAUCCCAAGAGCAUCAUCACCCGCAUCUGUGACCUCAUGUCUGACCGCAAGAUUCAAGGGGUGGUAUUUGCUGAUGACACAGACCAGGAAGCCAUUGCCCAGAUCCUGGACUUCAUCUCCGCCCAGACUCUCACUCCCAUCCUGGGCAUCCACGGAGGCUCCUCUAUGAUCAUGGCAGAUAAGGAUGAGUCAUCCAUGUUCUUCCAGUUUGGCCCAUCAAUAGAACAACAAGCUUCUGUCAUGCUCAACAUCAUGGAAGAAUAUGACUGGUACAUCUUCUCCAUUGUCACUACUUACUUCCCUGGGUACCAGGACUUUGUGAACAAGAUCCGCAGCACCAUUGAGCACAGCUUUGUGGGUUGGGAACUGGAGGAGGUCCUUCUGUUGGACAUGUCCCUGGAUGAUGGGGACUCAAAGAUCCAGAACCAGCUCAAGAAGCUCCAAAGCCCUGUUAUCCUCCUCUACUGCACAAAGGAAGAGGCCACCUACAUUUUUGAGGUGGCCAACUCAGUGGGUCUGACAGGCUAUGGUUACACAUGGAUCGUGCCCAGCCUGGUGGCAGGGGAUACAGACACGGUGCCAUCCGAGUUCCCCACCGGGCUCAUCUCUGUCUCAUAUGAUGAAUGGGACUACGGUCUUCCUGCCAGAGUAAGGGAUGGAAUAGCCAUAAUCACCACGGCUGCUUCUGAUAUGCUGUCUGAACACAGCUUCAUCCCUGAGCCCAAGAGCAGCUGUUACAACACCCAGGAGAAAAGGAUUUAUCAGUCCAACAUGCUCAACAGGUACCUGAUCAAUGUCACCUUUGAAGGCAGGAAUUUGUCGUUCAGUGAGGACGGAUACCAGAUGCAUCCCAAGCUGGUCAUCAUCCUUUUGACCAAGGAGAGGAAGUGGGAAAGGGUGGGGAAAUGGAAAGAGAAAAAGUUGCAGAUGAAGUAUUAUGUGUGGCCGCGCUUUGAGCUGUAUCCUGACUCUGAGGAACGUGAGGACGAUCACCUGAGUAUCGUGACCUUGGAAGAGGCACCGUUUGUCAUUGUGGAGAACGUGGACCCCCUAAGUGGCACCUGCAUGAGGAAUACGGUCCCUUGCCAAAAACGCAUAGUGACUGAGAACAAAACUGAUGAGGAGCCAGAUUACAUGAAGAAAUGUUGCAAGGGAUUCUGCAUAGACAUCCUCAAGAAAAUCUCUAAGUCUGUCAAGUUCACUUAUGACCUCUACUUGGUGACUAAUGGCAAGCAUGGAAAAAAGAUCAACGGGACGUGGAAUGGAAUGAUUGGAGAGGUUGUCACCAAACGGGCCUAUAUGGCUGUGGGAUCCCUCACCAUUAAUGAGGAACGUUCAGAAGUGGUGGAUUUCUCUGUGCCCUUCAUUGAGACGGGAAUCAGUGUCAUGGUGUCACGUAGCAAUGGAACUGUCUCACCUUCUGCCUUCUUAGAGCCUUUCAGUGCUGACGUAUGGGUGAUGAUGUUUGUGAUGCUGCUUAUCAUCUCUGCGGUGGCUGUCUUCGUCUUUGAGUACUUCAGCCCUGUGGGCUACAAUCGGUGCCUUGCUGAUGGCAGAGAACCAGGAGGUCCCUCUUUCACCAUUGGCAAAGCUAUCUGGCUGCUGUGGGGGCUGGUGUUCAACAACUCUGUGCCAGUACAGAAUCCCAAGGGUACCACUAGCAAGAUCAUGGUGUCGGUGUGGGCCUUCUUCGCUGUCAUCUUCCUGGCCAGCUACACUGCCAAUCUGGCUGCCUUCAUGAUCCAAGAAGAAUACGUGGACCAGGUGUCUGGCUUGAGCGACAAAAAGUUCCAGAAACCAAAUGACUUCUCGCCCCCUUUCCGCUUCGGGACCGUUCCCAACGGCAGCACGGAAAGGAACAUUCGCAACAACUACCCUGAAAUGCACAGCUACAUGGUGAAGUUCAAUCAGAGGGGGGUGGACGAUGCCCUGUUCUCGCUGAAGACUGGGAAGUUGGAUGCUUUCAUUUAUGAUGCAGCAGUGCUAAACUACAUGGCUGGCAGAGAUGAAGGCUGCAAGCUGGUGACUAUUGGGAGUGGGAAAGUGUUUGCCUCCACUGGCUAUGGCAUUGCCAUCCAAAAGGACUCAGGCUGGAAGCGCCAGGUUGAUCUUGCCAUUCUACAGCUUUUUGGAGAUGGAGAGAUGGAGGAGCUAGAAGCUCUCUGGCUCACUGGCAUUUGUCACAAUGAGAAAAAUGAGGUUAUGAGCAGCCAACUGGAUAUAGAUAAUAUGGCAGGUGUCUUCUACAUGUUGGGAGCAGCCAUGGCCCUCAGUCUCAUCACCUUCAUCUGUGAGCAUCUCUUCUACUGGCAAUUCCGCCACUGCUUCAUGGGCGUCUGCUCUGGCAAGCCCGGUGUGGUCUUCUCCAUCAGCAGGGGUAUCUACAGCUGCAUCCAUGGCGUGGCCAUUGAAGAACGCCAGUCAGCAAUGAAUUCUCCCACAGCAACUAUGAACAACACCCAUUCCAACAUCCUCCGCCUGCUUCGGACAGCCAAGAACAUGGCCAACCUGUCAGGGGUCAAUGGCUCACCACAGAGUGCCCUGGACUUUAUCCGCCGCGAGUCAUCCGUCUAUGACAUCUCUGAGCACCGCCGCAGCUUCACCCACUCAGACUGCAAAUCCUACAACAACCCCCCCUGUGAGGAGAACCUCUUUAGUGACUAUAUUAGUGAGGUGGAAAGGACCUUUGGCAAUCUCCAGCUGAAGGACAGCAAUGUGUAUCAGGACCACUACCACCACCACCACCGCCCCCAUAGCAUCGGCAGCACCAGCUCCAUUGACGGGCUCUAUGACUGUGACAACCCGCCCUUCAAUGCCCAGUCACGCUCCAUUGGGAAGAAACCCUUGGACCUGGGGUUACCCCCUGCCAAGCACAGCCAGCUGGGUGACCUUUAUGGCAAGUUCUCCUUCAAGAGUGACCGUUAUGGGGGCAGUGGGACCCAUGAUGACCUGAUCCGCUCGGAUGUCUCUGACAUUUCCACUCACACGGUCACCUACGGCAACAUUGAGGGCAAUGCAGCCAAGAGGCGGAAGCAGCAGUACAAGGACAGCCUGAAGAAGCGCCCAGCCUCCGCCAAGUCCCGCAGGGAAUUUGAUGAGAUAGAGCUGGCCUACCGCCGGCGCCCACCGCGCUCACCUGACCACAAGCGCUACUUCAGGGACAAGGAAGGGCUACGGGACUUCUACCUUGACCAGUUUCGGCCCAAGGAGAACUCACCGCACUGGGAACAUGUGGACCUGACGGAUAUCUACAAAGAACGGGGAGAUGAGUUUAAGCGUGACACGGGAGGAGGAGGGGGUGGAUCCUGCACUAACAGGGCUCAUCACAAGCACGGCUCAGGCGAGUUUGGUGGAAGCAAUGAGCACAAGCAUGGUGUUGUGAGUGGGGUCCCAGCGCCAUGGGAGAAGAACCUGACCAAUCUAGACUGGGAAGACCGGACCGGGGCUAAUUUCUGCCGCAGUUGCCCUUCUAAGCUGCACAACUACACGCCAUCAACGGUGGGGCAGAACUCCACCCGCCAGGCCUGCAUCCGCUGUGAGGCUUGCAAGAAAGCGGGCAACCUGUAUGACAUCAGUGAGGACAACUCGCUCCAAGAGCUGGACCAGCCGCCUGCCCCUGUGCCCGUGGCCACCAGUGCCACCUCCUCCUCCAAAUAUCCUCAGAGCCCUUCCAAUUCUGCCUCUAAGGUGCAGAAGAAGAACCGCAACAAACUCCGCCGGCAGCACUCCUAUGACACCUUUGUGGACCUGCAGAAGGAUGAUUCAGCCCUGGCCCCCCGCAGCGUCAGCCUCAAGGACAAGGGCCGCUUUUUGGAGGGGAGCCCCUACGCCCACAUGUUUGAGAUGCCAGCCAGUGAGACCACCUUUGCCAACAACAAGUCCUCAGUGCCCGCCACCAGCUACCACCACCACAACAACCCCGGCAGCAGUGGGGGCUACAUGCUCAGCAAGUCACUCUACCCCGACCGGGUCACCCAAAACCCUUUCAUCCCCACUUUUGGGGAUGACCAAUGCUUGCUCCACGGCAGCAAAUCUUAUUUCUUCAGGCAGCCUGUGGUGGCAGGAGGGCCCAAAGCCAGGCCAGACUUCCGAGCCAUUGUCACCACCAACAAGCCGGUGGUCUCAGCCCUUCAUGGGGCUGUGCCAGCCCGUUUCCAGAAGGACAUCUGUAUAGGGAACCAGUCCAACCCCUGUGUGCCUAACAACAAAAACCCCAGGGCUUUCAAUGGCUCCAGCAACGGGCAUGUUUAUGAGAAACUCUCCAGUAUUGAGUCUGAUGUUUGAGUGAGAGGGGAAGAUCGCGGGGAGGGACUGGGGAUGUAUGUGGAGCAUGGGAGGGGGGGGUGGGAUCAAUCCCAUCAGCUACUCUCCUGAGUCGUCCUUAGUUUGUGGGAUACUGGAGUUGUGAGUAGUGCAGCACUGGUGACAAGUGCCACCUCUUUGGUUUCCCCUCUUCCUCCUCCUUUCCCAAGCCUCCCGUUUUAUCUCUUUUUCCAUGUUCUUGCUCCUCCCAUUCUCUUCCAUUCCUGGCCAUUGCACUUUACAGUGAUGUCGGAGUUGGAUAUCCUUGCUCGUGGUUUCAGGAAGCAGAGAAAAAGGCAGGGAAGGGAUGGGCUGAGGAGGAGCAGGAGUGACUUUUAGUGUUCACUUCUGCUGGCUCCCAGCAGGGAAAGGCAUGUGUGCACACGUCUAUGUAGGUGUGUGUGGCAGGAGGAGGCAGCAGCAGCAGUGUAAUGGACAUGCAGGAAAACAUGCUUGCUCAGGCAACUCUUCCUAAAACUGCCUAGAAAAGAGUAGUGUUUGACGUGGAGAAAGUGAAGGGAGAAUAACAAGACUAAGUUGAUGAUGCACUUACAUGUUAGCUAUAUUGAGGUUCUUGUUACAUUAUUUUGUGAAGACUAUGGGGGUUUAGGGCUGAAAUAUAUAUAUAUAUAUAUAUAUUUGCGUAUAUGCUGAGAAAUUUUACGCUAAAAUUUUGAAUUGUCUGCUGGGGGUGUGGAGGGAGGGAGAGAAGAUUUGUCUGCAGGUCAGGCUAGUGGUUUCACUGUGGCUAUUACAGCCAUUGAAUCUAUGGCAGACCAGUGGGAGAGAGAGAAAAGAAGUGGAGUCUGAGUUUGAGGAAGCUGAUCAACAGCCUUCCUGACUCCAGGGUUGGUUUCCAAAACUCAGACAGAAAGUGCUGGUUUGCAUUAAAAUAAGAAGGAUUUGAGGAAAGAGGAAAAGGGUUUAUUUGUUAGCUGUGAGCUGCUUGCUAGUUCUGACAUUCUUCAAGGGUGGGAGCAGUAUAUAGUAUGGGUUUACCUAAUGUGAGUAUAUACAAUAACUUUAUACUUGAAAUGUCUGUGAAGAAAGCAAAAUAAACCCACUAUCCUAUGAGGUGUCUGGAGAACAAACACAGUAGAACAGAGCUUAAGAGUAGGGAAAGGUGGGGAGUCUUUUCAGUCACUUCAGGGGACACCAAACCCAUUUUGGCAUGUCCUUUCAACAAGGAUGGGAGAGAAAGAAGGAGCUUAAUCCUUCUGCUCUCUCUAUGCUUGGCCAGCAGGUUGAAACAAAAAGAAUAGGGUGCCCUCCACCACUGCUGGAAAGGAAAAAAGAAAUGCCAUAGAAAGGUGCGUGUGGUGGCAGUGGUGCUGGUGGACUGUUUCAAUGCCUCCUUGCACAUGUGGAAAUGGGAGGAGGGUGUAUGCACCCAUGGGAAAUACAUAUGUAUAUUUACUAUUGAAUGUACAGAGGAAGUACACAGCUUGUCUUCCUGGGAAGGGAUGUGCUGGAAUAAAUGCCAGAGAGCACAGAAACUUGUGCUGAAGACUGAAGGUGUGCAAAGCUGAGAUGUGUGUGUACAUGUUGUGUGUGCCUCUGUGUGAAAGAGAGAGAUACUAGCACAGGUGCAAAGCUGGAAUAGCCUAGGGUUUCCCAUCCCUGCAGUUGUAGUGACAGCUUUCCUGGUGCACUUAGUAUCAAUAAGAGUGUUUUUUCUUUCUGUUGUAUCAUUUUAGAUGCAAAUUAAACUAAAGAAAAAGGAGCAAUGGUAGGAGUGAGAAGCUGAACACACCUCUCAUAUGUCAUCUGUCUCCUGAGGUGGGGGUGUGGACUGACCUCUCCCAUCCUGAGAGAUAUGGCAAAGUCUCUAUGGCUUAUCCUGGGUCUGUCCCAGUGUCUCAAUCACCAUGGCUCACCAGGUGAAGGGUUGAGAGAGUCCUUUGCUGAGAGCAUAGGGACCCUUCUGAAGUUUGACUCUGAAGGGAGAUGGCAGCCCCUCUGUGUAAACCACAUUUCUUGGAGCUGAAAGCCACCUCUCUCACAUUCCUCACCACACCAUGGUUGAUAUUAUCUUAUCAUUCUCUUUUUAAGCCAACAGAAGGCCUUUUAUUUAUUUACCUAUUUAUUUUAUUUAUUUUAUAAGCUGAGGCAGGGGGGAGGGUGGGAUAUACCUGUAAAGUCAAAGUGUGUGAGGAGAGGGUGGGCAGGGUUGGUGAGGGGAAUAUUUUCUUAUAUUUCACUGAAGAAAUUAAGGAGGAAAGAAGGAAAGAGUCUUUGUGAUGCCACCCCUACUCUUUGGGGUAAGGGAACUUCUUACUCUUUCCCUCUUCUCUCAUUACAAGGACAAAAAGGAAAAGAAAAGAGAAAAAAAAGAAACCAAACAAAUUAACAGAGCGAUCUGCAAUCCAGAACACACGGCAGCUUGUCAGACACCUCUGAUAGCGGCCACCAAGAAGGCGUUCCUUUCAUUUGUAAAUAUUUCUUUUUUAUUGCGUUUUUGUAUAAAUUGGUGUUUCUCUUCUCGUGAAUAUUCAGGUCGUGGGGUGGGAG